This is a messenger RNA of Alternaria arbusti, 312 nucleotides long. RefSeq lists its product as uncharacterized. The coding region runs from base 1 to 312 and encodes 103 amino acids. Lineage: Eukaryota; Fungi; Ascomycota; Dothideomycetes; Pleosporales; Pleosporaceae. The record is from RefSeq and is a predicted model, not a curated record. The transcript has 2 exons.
AUGCAGAUUGUCAACAUCAACAGUCGGCCGAGGAGGCUGGCAAGCGCUCAGUCGCAGAGCAAGUUCUUGAGUCUGCCCGCUGAGCUACGUUCUAUCAUCUGGAAACAUCUGUUAGGCGAAAAGCACAUCGCAUUGUAUUACAAGAACGGUAGAAUCGCCUUCGAGUUCCUGGAGGAUGAGGGCCCUGAUGAAGUAGCGAACAUCGCACCAGCGGUCAUCCAGGCAGUCCACACAAACUACGCUACAAACCUGCACGGCAAGCGCGAGAGAACCAACGUGUUGGCGGUGCUCCAGUCAUGCCAGCUAGUGUAA